Rubroshorea leprosula is the source of this 2062-nucleotide messenger RNA. The record is from the annotation of a GenBank genome assembly. NCBI's taxonomy places the organism in Eukaryota, Viridiplantae, Streptophyta, Magnoliopsida, Malvales, Dipterocarpaceae.
UUUCUUUAACCUUAAUUCGGAAAAUUUCUCUCUCCCCUUAAGGCCAUCACCCCCUUUCCCCCUCAAUUCCAUCUCUCCCUCCUACAAUGGGCAAUUGUUGCUCUCACGGCAACGGUGGUAAUGCCCCCAAUAGUAAUGACGAGGGAGAAAGGGAAAACCGGCGGGACAAUGGUGCCAAUUCUGCCUCCGGGGAGAAUUUAACCGCAGCACCUAAGCCCUUGCCGCCUUCCCCAUCUCCAGGGACCUCCUCCAAGGCUGCCAAGUCAUCUCCUGUUGGACCCGUCUUAGGCCGCCCCAUGGGGGACGUUAAAUCGACCUACAGCAUCGGGAAAGAAUUGGGUAGGGGACAGUUUGGGAUUACACAUUUGUGUACCCACAAGGUCACCGGCGAACAAUAUGCAUGCAAGACGAUUGCCAAGCGGAAGCUGGUUAACAAGGAGGACAUUGAGGAUGUUCGGAGGGAGGUUCAGAUCAUGCAUCAUUUAACGGGGCAGCCAAACAUUGUGGAACUCAAGGGAGCCUACGAGGACAAACACUCUGUUCAUUUAGUCAUGGAGCUCUGCGCCGGAGGAGAGCUCUUCGACAGGAUCAUCGCCAAGGGACAUUACACAGAACGCGCCGCCGCGUCUUUGCUCCGAACCAUUGUCCAGAUCAUACACACCUGCCAUUCCAUGGGUGUCAUCCACAGAGAUUUAAAGCCUGAAAAUUUCCUCUUGUUGAGCAAGGCCGAAGAUUCACCCCUCAAAGCCACUGACUUCGGUCUCUCAGUCUUCUACAAACCAGGGGAAGUGUUUAAAGACAUCGUCGGAAGUGCAUAUUACAUUGCUCCGGAAGUGUUGAGGAGGAGAUAUGGACCCGAAGCCGAUAUAUGGAGCAUUGGUGUGAUGUUGUAUAUUCUUCUAAGCGGUGUUCCCCCCUUCUGGGCUGAAUCCGAAAAUGGGAUAUUCAAUGCAAUUUUACGGGGGCACAUCGAUUUCACAAGCGAUCCAUGGCCCUCAAUUUCGCCUCAAGCGAAAGAUCUUGUGAGGAAAAUGCUAAAUUCAGACCCUAGGCAGAGGUUAACAGCAGUCCAAGUUCUAAGUCAUCCAUGGAUCAAGGAGGAUGGAGAAGCACCAGACACUCCUCUUGACAAUGCCGUAAUGUCUCGGCUCAAACAAUUCAAAGCAAUGAACAAAUUCAAGAAAGUUGCUCUAAGGGUGAUUGCAGGGUGCCUAUCAGAGGAAGAAAUCAUUGGACUGAAGGAGAUGUUCAAGGGCAUAGACACGGAUAACAGUGGCACGAUAACACUUGAAGAGUUGAAGCAAGGGCUUGCCAAGCAAGGGACUAAAUUAACAGAAUACGAAGUUAAACAAUUAAUGGAAGCUGCUGAUGCAGAUGGCAAUGGAACCAUUGACUAUGAUGAGUUCAUCACAGCCACAAUGCAUUUGAACAGAAUGGACAAGGAGGAUCACCUUUAUACUGCCUUCCAACACUUUGAUAAAGACAACAGCGGGUACAUUACUAAUGAAGAGCUGGAGCAAGCUCUCCGCGAAUACGGCCUGCUUGAUGGGAAAGAAUUAAAGGAAAUCUUGUCUGAAGUUGAUAGUGAUAAUGAUGGGCGGAUUAACUAUGAUGAAUUUGUGGCAAUGAUGAGAAAAGGAAAUCCAGAUGGAAACCCGAAGAAGCGGCGGGAUGAUGUGUUUGUUUGAUUUUUGUACUAGUGUUUUUUUCACUUUGAUGGUUAUAAUCCAUCUGGUGAAAUGAAUAGAAAAAAUGAAAAUCAUUUGUGGAUAUGAUCACGACAUUGGAGGGUGAAAAAAUGGUUUGCAUAUGCCUUAGAAAGCAAACAAGCGUUGUACAUUAAUAUUGUUGCACUAAAAAGAAGAUGAAGAGAUUGAGGUGAGGGGAUAUGGGCAUGGGGGGAUGGCUGAAGAAGAAGAAGAAGCAAGACGAAAUACAUUUUAUUGAUUAUGGGGGUUUGAUUUGAUGUGUGUGUUCUUGGGGAAUUAGAUGUCUAAAUUACAUUUUGUGAACAAUGUAACUAAGUCAUGUGUUACUAAUGCUAGGAGAUAAGAGCUGUAUU